GUCUGGGUCUGAUCCCGGUUCGGUUCUCCGGAUCUUUUUCCCAGACGUUGUCGUCUUCCUGGUGGGACUGACUGUAUGGAUCCUUUGGUCCCGCCCGCACAGACAGAGCUGCCUUCAGGGAGCGGGGAGGGGGGAGGAGAGGAGCGAGGAGGUGCUGCUGCCAGAGGAUGGAGUGAUGGAGGAGGAGGAGGAGGUGGUGCGGGGCGCAGGAGGACGGGGGGAUGAUGGAGGAGGAUGGGGAGGAGGAGGAGGAGGAGGAGGAGCGGGGCAGGCUGGACCGGCUGGGGGAGCAGCUGUCCUGGCUGCUGUCUAAAGGGAGACACCUGAUUGGUCACUUCGUGGACACUGGAGGACAGAUUCUGGUCACCACCCUCCUGGGGCUCACAGGCAUCAUGCUGCCCUCGCUCUCCUCGGGGGUGUACCUGCUGUGUUUCCAGACCCUGUGCACGGUGUGGUCGGUGCUGGGGGGUCUGCCUCCGCUGCUCUUCAGCUGCGUGUGCGUUUGCUCCUCCGUGUUCUCCGCCGGCCACCUGCUGCUCGUCUACUGCUACCAGCUGCAGUCGGUGCAGGAGGCCGUGCCCCCCGAGGACACCUACGCCAGUGUGUUUGGCAUGGUGUCCCUGGUGUCGGUGGACUGCGCCGCCCCCUGGUGGCUGAGGGUGAACAGUGCUCUCAGCUGGUAUCACUACACCAACCCCCUGCUGCUGCUGCUGCUGUACUACACUGUGGCCAGCAUCUGCAGAGUCAAGGUGACCAAUGGGGACGAAGAAGAGAGUAAGGACCCCACUCCGCCAAUCAGGACCGAUGACAAGGUGGACCGUGAACCCAGUGACCCCUCGCAGCCCCCUGCCCACCUCCCCGCUGAGAGGAGGAGGGAGAUGUGGAGGAGCGCGCACUACAAUGCCGAUCUGGAGUUGGACCUCUUCACCUCCCCCCACUACUCCCUCAGCCAAUCAGACACGUGUAUCCAAGAGGACGACGUGAUUGGAUGGGAGCUUGAACAGGAAGUCAGCCCGGCAUCGACAGCGUUCAACUUCCUGUUGAAACAGAGUUACAUCUGCGCCCUGAUUGCUAUGAUGGCGUGGUCCAUCACCUACGUGUCGUGGUUCACCUGUGUCCUGCUGCUGUGGUCCUGCGCUCUCUGGAUGCUACGAGAGCGGCGGCGCUACACCAUGAUGUCAUCGGCGUGGCUGGUCGCCUACGGCAACCUGUUGCUGAUCCUCCAGUACAUUUCCUGCUUCGCGGCCGUCGACGCCGUGCCCGGCCUCUUCCUCAAGAAGGACGUGCCCUGUGUGGAGCUAGCUUCAAAGAUAAUCUGCCUGUUGACCUUCUGGUUGCUCCUGCGUCAGGCGCUAACAGAGAAGGCUAACGCACAGAAAGAAGCACAGCUAGCUGAUGUCAGCAUACGCACCACAGAUGAGGCCAGCAGGGCUCACGAGGGCGACAGGGAAUGCGGCACCCACCAGGCGGACAUCUUGUUCCUGAACAGAGCCCAGGGAGCCGGGCAGAUGGAGUCGCUGGUCGCCGUGGUUUCCCGGAUGUUCGUUAAAUACUGGAUCUACGUCUGCGGCACCAUGUUCUUCUUUGUGAGCUUCGAGGGGACCAUCGUGGUCUACAAAGUGAUCUACAUGGUGCUGUUCCUCUGCUGUGUGGCUCUUUACCAGCUGAACUACGAAUGCUGGCGGGCGUGGCUCCGCUGGUUCUGGGUGGCCGUGGUCGGCUACUCCAUGCUGGUCCUGAUCCUCAUCUACACCUUCCAGUUCCCCAGCUCCGUCACCACCUGGACCUACUACACCGGCCUCUCCACCCUACGGUUAGAAGACAUCGGUUUAGAAAAGUUUUCUGUUCCAGUCCUGUUCACCAGGAUCUUCAUCCCUACUGCCUUCCUGCUGGUGUGUGUUCUUCACCUCCAUUACUUCCACCAGCCGUUCCUCCAACUGACAGACCUCAAGACUGUGGUGAACACACACAACAGCACCAUCACAAGGCUCGUUCACUCGGACGGGAGCCUUGAGGACUUGGCCUUCGUUCCAUCGCUCCCUUUCUCCUUGGAGGAUGACAGGAAGUGGCCGGACGAUGACAGGAAGUGGCAGGAGGACGACAGGAAGUGGCCGGAGGACGACAGGAAGUGGCAGGACGAGCAGUGGAGGGAUGGAGAUACCUGGCUGGAGGAGGAGGAAGAUAAGCGGGAAUACCCCUGCGUGUGGGGAAGGGAAACCCCGUCUGAACAGAUCAGAGGGUUCCGGUCUCACUGGCGCCUGGUGGUGGAGCGUCUGACGGAGCUCUUCCUGCGCCUGCUGCUCUCCCUCCAGAAGAUGCAGCACCUCCUGUGGUGGCUCCUGGAACUGCACAUCAUCAAGAUCGUGUCUGCCUACAUCCUCUGGGUCUCAGUUAAAGAGGUGUGUCUGUUCAACCUGGUGUUCGUGGUGAGCUGGGCGGUGGCCUUGCCCUGCAGGGUCUGGCGCCCCCUGGCCUCCAGCGUGUGUACUGUGUGGACCUGCGUCAUCGCCGUCAGCAAGAUGCUCUACCAGCUCAACGCCAUCCAGCCCUUCACCUACUCCUCCAACUGCACGGUGUCAUCAAACGUGACAGCAGACCUGUCAUCAUCUCUGCUUUAUGCUGCUCCUGUUGACCCCGCCCAGUGGGUGGGGCUACGCAAGACGGACGGAAAACUACUGGACUAUCUUAGGUACAACAUGGUGAUGUUGGCGCUGCUAGCCUUUGAGGUCACCAUCUACAGACAUCAGGAGUUAUACCGUCUCCGUAGCAACGUGCCCCCCCACCCCACCCGGACCCUGUUUCAUGACAUCACACGGCAACACCUUGACGAUGGCUUACUCAACUGUAUGAAAUACUUUGCCAAUUAUUUCUUCUACAAGUUUGGCCUUGAGACCUGUUUCCUGCUGGCCGUGAACGUCAUUGGUCAGCGCAUGGACCUGUUUGCAGUUGGCCACGCCCUCGGCCUCAUCACCAUCCUAUCAAGACGCAGCAGGAAGCAGAUUGCCCUUAUAUGGAAAAAGUAUUGCUACUACCUGUCAGGGUUGCUGUGCUUCCAGUACCUGCUGUGCAUCGGGUUUCCCCCUGCAGCAUGCAAAGAGUACCCCUGGAGGUCCUCGGACACGGACUCCAACGUGGUCAAGUGGCUCUACCUGCCCGACUACCUGACCCCUCCUGACGCCCUCUUCAUCCUCUAUGACUUCCUGCUGCUUCUCGGGGCCAGUAUUCAGCUGCUGGUGUUUGAGGAGGAGGCGCAGACGACCUAUCAGGUCCUGGCAGGAGACAACAGGGAGCAGGACCAGCAGGCCUCUGAUCCAAUCAGUCUUCUCAGAUACAGCCACGCCCCAAACUUUAUAUUCUGCAGGUCCUAUUUAGACAUGAUGAAGGUUAUCAUGUUCAGCUAUUUGUUUUGGUUUGUUCUCACCAUCAUCUUCAUCACUGGGACCACCAGGAUCAGUAUCUUCUGCAUGGGCUACCUGGUCGCCUGCUUCUACUUCCUGUUGGUGGGCGGAGACUUGCUGUUGAAGCCAAUCAGAAUCAUCCUGGUUUACUGGGAUUGUCUGAUUGGCUACAACAUCUUUGUUAUUACAAUGAAAAACAUCCUGUCGAUUCUAGCGUGUGGAUACAUCAAGUCUCUUGUGUUGAACCACUGCUGGCUGAUACAACUCUUUAGCCUGGCGUGCACCAUCAAGGGAUACACCAAACCGGAGCAGCAGAGUAGUAAACAGUGCGAGUUGCCUAGCGACGAGGCGGGCAUCAUCUGGGACAGCAUCUGCUUCUGCUGCCUGCUGCUGCAGAGACGCGUCUUCACCAGCCAGUACUUCCUCCACGUCGUACUGGACCUGCGCAAUACCCAGCUACUGGCCUCCAGGGGGGCGGAGCUUAUCGAAGCGGCCACAGUGAAGGCGGUCAGAGAGCGUCUGGAGUUGGAGAAAGGAUCCAUGGACCUCCUGAAGAGACAGAUGGAGAGAAUUAAAUCUCGACAACAGAAGUUCCGUCGAGGAAAACAGCGACUGCUCAGCAAUACAGAAGGUCAAACGGACAGGAAGGGGAGGAACCAGAAGGAGUGGUGGAGACCCUGGGUAGACCACGCCUCCAUGGUGCGCAGCGGGAACUACUACCUGUUUGAGACAGACAGCGAGGAGGAGGAGGAGCGACCGGAGGAACCCAUUCCUGAUAGGUCGGCUUUCCAGUUUGUGUACCACGCCUGGGUAACAGACACCAGGACAGCACUGAGAGCUCGCAACAAAAGAAAGAAAGCCCUCCAUCUCUCCCCCCCGCUCUCCCCCCCUCUCUCCCCCACAGAAGACGGACAAGAUGGACGCACUGAGGAUGAGGAAGAGGAGGAAGACGUCCCUGACAACGUGCUGCGCCGUGUGGCCAACCUGCUGCGGUUCUGGUGGGUUCUGCUGUCUGCCGUCCUGGACUCUCUGAACUCGUGGCUGAGGACUCUCUGUCAGGAGCACCUCAACAUCUCCACCGUGCUGCGCAUAGAGCACUGUAUGCUAACCCAGCAGGCUAACCAGGGAACCCGUCCUUCCAGGGAGACCAUCCACGUGUUCUAUCAGCAGCAGAUGUUAAGGAGAUCUAUGGAGUCUGGUCUGCAGGCUGAGGGUCAAGACUACGUAUCCCAUGAGUCUCAGGGACGGGACUUUGUCUCCCAUGCGUCUCAGGGACAAGACUGCGCAUCCCAGGAAUCAGAUGAUGUGUUUGUGACAAACGUGUCUCCAAAGAAAGCAUCAGAGCACAACAGGACACUGGCAGACAUCGAAUUGGAGACGGAUUCAAGGAAUGCGUCUUGUAAUAAGCCAGAGAUGGCGGCCUCACAGCAUAGGACUUUGGAAAGUGAGGGUUUGAAGGUUGGUUCACAGCAAACCCCAGGAACAGAGACCGUUCCCGGAGAAGAUACAGAUACAGAAGCAGAAGAAGAACUCCCAUUCGAACCAGAGGUCCAACGGGCGUCGUCGGUUGGAACACAAACCAGACAGCCAGCGGCUAAAGCUAGCCGAUGUGCCCGUCCAAAACUCUCCAGGAUGGGCCGAAUCCCCUCCUUGUCCUCGUCUUCCUCACUGGAGGGAAGCAGGACCAUGGGAAGCACGGAGGCUUUGGACCCCCAUCCAUCGUUAGGAACCCACCCGCUCUCGACCCCGAAGUCUCCCUCGCUCCACACCUGCACCCAGCCCUCCCCCUCCUCGCCCCCCGCCGCCUCCCCCGUCCUCCCCCCGACCUACAGCCAGGCCCUGGGCCUCCGGUCCCGGCAGCACAAGCCGGGCUGCCGGGCAGCGCUCCAGGCACAGGGACCCCCCCUGGCCGAGGGGUACCAGGAACGCCCCACCACCUCGUCUCCGCCCCAGCCCCGCCCCCAGGAGCUGACGGCCAAUGACCUGCUGAGGCACAGGAUGUUCUACAACGAGGAGCUGGGAGCAUCGGAUCGUUUCUAUGGGAACCAGCCGCAGCUGUUGCAGCUCUGCUAUGCCCUCUACAACAUCCUGGUUGCCAGGUCAGAGAUGGUGUGCUACCUGGUGAUGGUGCUGAACCACAUGGUUUCGGCGAGCUGUCUCACCCUGACGUUGCCCGUGUGUGUCUUCCUCUGGGCCAUGCUGUCUGUCCCCCGGCCCAGCAAGCGGUUCUGGAUGACGGCCAUCAUCUAUACUGAGGCUGCCAUCGUGAUAAAGUACUUCUUCCAGUUUGGGUUCUUCCCGUUCAACCAGAAGAUGGAGCUGGACCGCUCCAAGCCCUUCCACCCGCCCAACAUCCUGGGGGUGGAGAAGAAGGACGGCUAUGUCCUCUAUGACCUCCUGCAGCUGCUGGCCCUGUUCUUCCACAGGUCCAUCCUCAAGUGCCACGGCCUCUGGGACCAGAACCCAGUCCAACAGGAGCCCAGAGCCGGCCCCUCCCCCAGCUCAGAAGACCCCCCUGCUCCUCCACAGGACCUGAAGACCGGCCCCUCCAUCCCGGGGUCCCCGGAAGGUAGUGUGUGUUCUCAGCCCACCAAGUCUGAUCUGCUUCUGGAGAAACUGAAAGAGGCGUUCAUCAGAUCUAAGAACUACUCCGUAAACAGGGGUGUGCUGUUAUACGGACCAAUCAGAGACUUCUUCAAAGCUCUCGUCCAACCAGAGUACAGCGCUGUGUCAGAUGUCUACGUCGCCAUGUUCCUGGCCGACACCAUCGACUUCAUCAUCAUCGUCUUCGGCUUCUGGGCAUUCGGGAAACACUCUGCGGCCGCAGACAUCACGUCCUCCCUCUCAGAGGACCAGGUCCCAGAGGCCUUCCUGGUCAUGGUGCUCAUCCAGUUUGGUACCAUGGUGAUUGACAGGGCUCUGUAUCUGAGGAAAACGGUGGUGGGAAAGCUGAUCUUCCAGGUGCUUCUGGUGUUUGGAAUCCACUUCUGGAUGUUCUUCAUCCUCCCAUCUGUAACCGACAGGAGAUUUAACCACAACAGUGUGGCCCAGCUCUGGUACUUUGUCAAGUGCGUGUACUUUGGGCUGUCGGCCUAUCAGAUCCGCUCUGGCUACCCGACCAGAGUCCUGGGGAACUUCCUCACCAAGAGCCACAACUACCUCAACCUCUUCCUGUUCCAGGGGUUCCGGAUGGUCCCGUUCCUGACGGAGCUGCGCGCGGUCAUGGACUGGGUCUGGACCGACACCACCCUGUCCCUGUCCUCCUGGAUCUGCGUGGAGGACAUCUACGCCCACACCUUCGUCCUCAAGUGCUGGAGGGAGUCUGAGAGGCGUUACCCUCAGCCCCGGGGGCAGAAGAAGAAGCGCGUGGUGAAGUACGGGAUGGGCGGUCUGAUCGUGCUGCUGCUCAUCUGCAUCGUGUGGUUCCCGCUGCUCUUCAUGUCGCUGGUCAAGUCUGUGGCCGGCGUGGUCAACAAACCUCUGGACGUGUCCCUCACCAUCACCCUGGGAGGGUACCAGCCCAUCUUCACCAUGAGCGCCCAGCAGAACCAACUGAAGGACCUGAACGAGGAAGACUACCACGCCUUCAUCAGUCUGUACAGCUACACCCCUAAUGCAUUGCAGUUCUUCGAGGCGUACACCAAGGAGGACGUGACCGUAGCCGAGCUGGAGGGCAGCAGCAACUCUCUCUGGACCAUCAGUCCUCCCAGCCGGCAGUACCUCAGCCAGGUCCUGGGCCAGGACGAGGACUUCCCUCUGACCAUCUCCUGGACCAUCCAGAGGAACCUGAGUUUGGGGGCCAAGGCUGAGUUGGCGUCUGGUAAACAUGUGACCUACCUGGACGACGACACCAGACUGAACCUGAUACACCUGCUGUCUGGAAACACCUCCACACCUGUAGUUAUAGGUCAGGUGUUCCCUUGUUUCAUGCGUGCUCCCAGUGACUCAAACGCCAAGCCAAUAGAACAACUUUACACAGAAGACAGCUAUAAGGACAUCCAGAUCGCGUUGGAGCGGUCGACCAGCCGCAGUGGGGAGCUGCAGGAGUGGUGGAUCGUGGACCAGCCCGCCCACAGCUUAACACCAACCAGAAACCCCGCUCCUGUGAUUGGCAGGCGACGGGCGGGACUUGAACUAUUUGUCUUUAGUGAUAAAGUCAGCCCCCCCAGCCUCGGCUUUCUAGCAGGAUACGGCAUCAUGGGACUCUAUGCGUCGGUUGUGUUGGUGAUCGGGAAGUUUGUGCGCGAGUUCUUCAGCGGCAUCAGCCACUCCCUGAUGUUCGAGGAGCUGCCCUGCGUCGACCGCAUCCUCAAGCUCUGCACGGACAUCUUCCUGGUGAGGGAAACGGGGGAACUGGAGCUGGAGGAAGAGCUCUACGCUAAACUCAUCUUCCUCUACCGCUCCCCUGAGACACUCAUUAAAUGGACACGACGGACAUAUUAACCCAAUGGUUUAACCAAAUGGUUUAACCCAGUCAUCAUGACAAGAAGCCAUGAGGGAGGACGUGGAUUAAACCAAAGCAACGUUAGACAGGGGGGACCUGGGCUUUACUCAGAGGAUGAUGGGAGGUCUGCAACACACGACUGUGAAGAACAAAGGAACUAGACUCUAGACUACAGUACAGGGAGUACUAUGGUAGUACUGUACUGGAGUACUGCAGUAAAUCUGGGCCAGAGGAAGUACCCUCUGCUGAAUCACGGUGAUUACGCUGCAGUACUAUCCUCGGUACUCAUCUGAGUACUACUCUUAGUACCAUUGUCGGUACUAAUCUCACUACUAUUGUUACCCGAGUCCUUCUUUUAACAGAAACUUCUCUCUCCCAGUACCGUUCACCGGUAUAAACCUGUUUACAGCAGACAUCUUCAUAAACACGGGAUGCACAUUUGAGCUGGAGUAGAGGUGUUCCGUGCAUUCAGACUCUUACUAUACACUUUAUACACUGAAUCCUAACUGCUAGCAGCAUCAAAACGACCGGUUUUCUGGUCAUUUCGAUGCUGGUCCGUCAGGUGUUUCAGAGCAACCGACUUGAGUCACUUUGCUGUUUAAUCUGAGAGGCUUGGCAAUGUAAGGCCACUUCCAUAUAUGGAAAACAAUCGCUGAGCAGCCAUUGCAGACACUGUAUGCUAGUAUUGAUCAGUGGUUCUCCAUUAGUUUCUGCACCAUGUACUAGUAUUGUUCAGUGGUUCUCUAUUAGUUUCUGCUCCACGUACCAUGCAAUAGUAUUGAUAAGUGGUUCUGUAUUACUUUCUGCUCCAUAUACAAUGUAAUAGUAUUGGUAAGUGGUUCUGUAUUACUUUCUGAACUGUAUCAUGUACUAGUAUUGAUAAGUGGUUCUGUAUUACUUUCUGAACUGUAUCAUGUACUAGUAUUGAUAAGUGGUUCUGUAUUACUUUCUGAACUGUACCAUGUACUAGUAUUGAUAAGUGGUUCUCUAUUAGUUUCUGCCCCAUGUAGUGCCUGCCAUGAUGUGUAUGUGCCAUGUAUGCUUUCACUGUUUAAUGUCACUGUGUGGCAAAGAUUGCUACGUCUUGUAGCCCCCCUGACUGUGAACAUGUAUGGUAGAAGAUCUGAACCUAAUUUAGAAAUGUGAAUAACUGGACAUUUACACUUUAGCUUAAUAACUGGAAUUUAGCUGUGAUUAAAUGAUUUCUCUUCA
This is a messenger RNA of Gadus macrocephalus (Pacific cod), 9054 nucleotides long. Its product is annotated as piezo-type mechanosensitive ion channel component 2-like. Gene Ontology annotation, biological process: detection of mechanical stimulus; cellular response to mechanical stimulus; regulation of membrane potential. Gene Ontology annotation, cellular component: plasma membrane. The record is from RefSeq and is a predicted model, not a curated record. The transcript has 52 exons. Gene Ontology annotation, molecular function: mechanosensitive monoatomic ion channel activity; monoatomic cation channel activity. Lineage: Eukaryota; Metazoa; Chordata; Actinopteri; Gadiformes; Gadidae. Bases 222 to 7841 code for a protein of 2539 amino acids.